Solanum tuberosum (potato) is the source of this 984-nucleotide messenger RNA. Its product is annotated as putative F-box protein At1g47730. Gene Ontology annotation, molecular function: protein binding. The record is from RefSeq and is a predicted model, not a curated record. Bases 1 to 984 code for a protein of 327 amino acids. The transcript has 3 exons. Lineage: Eukaryota; Viridiplantae; Streptophyta; Magnoliopsida; Solanales; Solanaceae.
AUGAUGAAUAUAUCAAUUCCUGAAGAAAUUAUCUUUGAAAUAUUCACAUGGCUUCCGGUGGAGUCUUUAUUGCGUUUCAAGUGUAUUACAAAAAUUUGUAAGUCUCUUGUCUCAGAAUCUGUUUUUGUGAAUAUUCAUACUUGUCGUUCUAUGAGCCGUCCUGGUGGAACAAAAUUCUUUCUGCGCGGAAGGGAAUCAAUUUUUUGCACUGUUGGGCAAAGAGAAGAUGAAAAAGAUUCCGCUCCAUUUUUACAAAUUGCGAGAUUUAAUGACCUCGACGUCCAUGUUCUUGCAUAUUCUCAGAUGAAUUGCAUUAAUGGUUUAUUUUGCAUUUGGGACCCAUUAUCUAUACGACCUGCUGCAAUUUUCAAUCCGAGUACCAGAGAAGUAAGAUUUCUUCCCAACAUAAAGGAAGAAUUUUGUCCUUGUAACUAUUCAUUAGGUUUUGAGCCAGAAGAAAAGAAGUUCAAAGUUUUUUGUUCAACGUAUGAAAGAAACAAACAAAGACAAUGUGUUUUCACUUUAGGCAUAGACAAAUCAUGGAGAGAGACUCAAAGCAUAUCCUUUUCUAUUCCGUAUUCUAAACCCAGUGUUUGCGUUAGUGGAGUUAUCUAUCAAUUUAUUGAUGGUGGUGCUAUAGCCGCAAUUGAUGUUAAAUCUGAAAAAUCCGAAACUAUUGCAUUGUGGAAUGCAUUGCGUGAGUCAAUGUACUAUUACGAGUUGAUAGAGGUGAAUGGUAAAUUAAUGGUCAUAGAUUACAGACAAUGGUCCUCUCAUGAUAUACAAGUUGUAGUUGAUCGUCAAAUUAACUCAGCUACUGUGGAUGCAAGGCUUCUUGAGACUGUAGGCUGUUUCUUUGAUUUCGAGGAUAUUAGAGACUCUUCUAGUUUAAUCACAAAGCCUCCGUUCGAUUCAUCUGGAAAGUUUACUGUUAUGGUGCAACUUUUUGGCAAUCCAAGAGCAGAAAGAGAAAUUGCAUUCUAA